CAUUGCCUUCUCAAGCCGGGUUCCCAGUUCCCGGGCCUGCUUGGCGCUUCCAGAGCCCAACAGCUGGAGAGACCACCAGGCGGAGAGCAAGCACCUGUGUUCAGAUCGCACUGUGCACACAGCACGGAGAGAGAGAACCUACGGGGCCGCGCUGCGCCUGGGCCCCUCAGCGUCCCCCCGGGCUCGGGAUCACGCUCCAGGGGGGCGGCUGACCUCGAUGGCAGGACGCGUUCCUCUACGCGUAGCCAGCGGGCCACUGGGCUACUGGCUGCUGGGCGGCCUCUGGAUCUGGGCGCUGGGAGGCCUGGGGAUGGCGGGCUCCCCGGGGGCGCCGCACCCAUGCCAGGCGCCACAGCAGUGGGAGGGACGCCAGGUUCUGUACGAGCAGAGAAGCGGGCACAACAGCCGCGCCCUGCUGUCCUACGACGGGCUUAACCUGCGCGUGCGGGUGCUGGACGAGAGAAAGGCGCUGAUCCCCUGCAAGAGAUUAUUUGAAUAUAUUUUGCUCUAUAAGGAAGGAGUGAUGUUUCAGAUUGAACAAGCCACCAAGCAAUGCUCAAAGAUCACCCUGACAGAGCCCUGGGAUCCUCUUGACAUUCCUCAGAACUCCACAUUUGAAGAUGAAUACUCCAUUGGAGGACCUCAAGAACAGAUCACAGUCCAGGAGUGGUCUGACAGGAAGUCUGCCAGAUCCUAUGAAACCUGGAUCGGCGUUUAUACUGCCAAGGAUUGUUAUCCUGUCCAGGAAACGUUCAUCAGGAAUUACAGUGUGAUGCUGUCCACACGGUUUUUCGAUGUACAGCUUGGUAUUAAGGACCCCUCAGUGUUUACUCCUCCAAGCACAUGCCAGAUGGCCCAGCCAGAGAGGAUGAGUGAGGAGUGCUCUUGGUGAGCUUGUGAACACAGAAGUGACAGCCACUGACAUGGGCUGUUAAGUGACCCCAGCAGGACAUGGAUUAGAGACUGGUUUGGAUGAGAAUCUUCGUUGGAAAUAAAGACAAUUUUCAGAAGAUAAACUUUGAUACGGGUUUUCUCAUGUCUAAUUCUGGCUCCUCGGUUGUAUUCACAGAAGGAAACUGAAUGGAGGACUUAGGGCAAUCUGAGCUGACAAGAUGACUGUCAGACACUUCAGACAUUUCUCAAGCCAACUUUUCCAUGUGCAGGUGUGUGCUCAGUGUAGUGGCAUAGGAGGGAUGCAGGGUCAGUAGGAACAGUUUGCCUUGGCAGGGAUGAGCAUUGCAUUACUGACAUUAAAAAUUGGUGGUGAUAAUCAAAUUCAGAAUGAUUUUGAUCAACUUUAUUAUUAGUUGUUAAGUUCCCUACAAAGGUGCAUCACUGCACCAGGGUGGCAAUUGAUCCCAUUGACCUCCUACCCCAUCUUGUUCCUGUGCUCUCUUGGUCACUGCAAAGUGACCCCUUAAAAUUCUUUCCCAACUAAGGAGUUUUAUGGCAUGACACAGUGGCUAUAAAUAUUUUGGAAGGAAAUGAGAAGCUAUAUUGUGAAGUAAUAAUUCCUAUAAAGGGGAAAGAGGAGUUUUAGGCAGGAGGUUUUAGACAAUCUUAAUAUCUAUAUGUGGUGAAGCAUAAGCCAUGUAUACUUUCUGUUUUCUAUGCAAGAGUAUCGAUUUAUUGCUGAAUCACAACAUACUUGUCAAUGGACCAAUAGCAUCCUAAAAUAGCACUGUACUGGGAGGCAGGACACUAUUGUUUCCCAAAUUCAGAACUAUAAUGCCCUUGUAUUCUACCUAGUGUUAAAUGUGCUAGGCUUGCCCUUACCUGUUUUACAGCCUUUAUGUCUAUCUGACUUGACAUCCUUCCCAGGUCAGCUAGUACAUGACCUUCUCUCACAGCUGCUCCCAAGCCUGAAUCAGUUGCACCUGGCAGCUUGAGCAUGCUUUUCUCACAAUACUUAAUCUGCUAUGUGAUGAUGGCUGUGUGCCACUAUCCUGGCUAAGAGCCCCUUGAGUACGGGUACUGUGUUCUGUUUACUUUUAUAUCCCCAGCACCAAGCAAGUGCCUGGCACAUGAUCAGUGCCCUCAACAUUUGUAGAGUGGAGAACACUAGCCUUUCUGGUUCUCAGUUUUCUCAUCUGUUAAGUGGGGUUGGGUUUGCUGAUUGCUAGGGAGAUUUUCAAUAAUACAACUUAUUAUUCUAGAUUCUUCUACUAUUGUGUUUCAUCUGGCUAUCUAUCUCCUUUAGUUACCAAGAGGAACAUAUGAUACCUGUAUUAUGCUGGAAACACUCUGUAUUACUCACAGCUUAUCUAUAUUCAUAAAGAAAUUUAAUGGCAUCUCAAAUUAUUCUUUGAUAUAGUUGUUUCUGUAACAAAUAUGGAUGAACAUGGCUCUGAGGGAGUUAAACU
Molecule: messenger RNA, 2363 nt
Organism: Castor canadensis (American beaver)
Lineage: Eukaryota; Metazoa; Chordata; Mammalia; Rodentia; Castoridae
Gene: Epdr1
Product: ependymin related 1
Biological process (GO): cell-matrix adhesion
Cellular component (GO): lysosome; extracellular region
Molecular function (GO): calcium ion binding
Source: RefSeq, a predicted model, not a curated record